Messenger RNA from Jaminaea rosea, 940 nucleotides. RefSeq lists its product as hypothetical. Bases 84 to 827 code for a protein of 247 amino acids. The record is from RefSeq and is a predicted model, not a curated record. NCBI's taxonomy places the organism in Eukaryota, Fungi, Basidiomycota, Exobasidiomycetes, Microstromatales. The transcript is spliced from 3 exons.
CGGUGCUUCGCCGCAUUCUCGAUGACUUGAUAUACCCAGCUUCUCGUCUCACUUGCUAGUCCCUUCAUCAUCUUCUCUCGCUCAUGUACAACUUCACCGGUGUCGCUCCCGUCCACCGCGCCUUGUGCGGCGUGAGGCUGGACAAUUCCCUCUCCUUUGCCUCUCCCUCGCCGUACAAUCUGCCUCCCACCUGCUUCAACGAUGUCGUGCUGGUCCCUUUGGCUUCAUGGAUCUUCUACAUUGCGCUGCUAGCGUGGAUCAUAGCUGCUGCUCGAGUUCGUAGCAGCGCAAGCCCGGUCGCACCACUGCAGCGAUAUCGACAACGGUCGGGUGUUGGAGCUGGCAAGGGAAGAGGCCAUCUAGCAAGGACCAAGACGGCGGGGGUCGUCAUCUAUACGCUGCUCAUCAUUGCGUCGCUUCUCAUGAAUAUCCUGGAAAUCGUCCGUCUUGCUCUCGUCAAGCCCAACACGCGCGGAGUAGGCCUGCUCCCCUUCACUCUUGCCUCGAUCCUCAUCGUCCUCAUCAUCAUCCACAUCCCGCUUUCGACACGAAUGCGUCCCUGGACAAGCGCAGCUACGCUCCUCUUCUGGUGCGCCUCCAUCGCAAUGACGAGCGUGAAACUCCGGGUCCUCGCACUCAUGAUGGAGCCUGAGCCAAGGUACGGCAGCGAGUACCUCGAUUCCGACCAGCAGAUUGACGUCGGCGUCAUUGUGGGCCUGUAUGCAAUAUUCGUCAUCGUGGAGGUCAUCAGGAUGCCCAUGGCCUGGCGGGAGGCGAGGCGCCCUCAAGCUGGUGGGGCAGGCGAGGAGGACAAGGGGUCGGUAUAGCGUUGAUGUGAUCGAUAAUGCCCCGUCUGAUCUCUACGAUGCGCUGCGAUAAUUCUGUCUCGACUAUACCACGAAUGGAUUGCAAUUCCACCCCUCUCUCUCUGCGUGCAUAC